AGCAUCGCACACUCAACGCGCCGAGAACGGUGCCCCAGCCGCCAAAAAUACAGGAGCCUUGUCUGUCGUCCGUUUCCGUCAAAGGCGCGCGUUUCUCCUUCUGUGCCCCGCGAGAUCCCUCCCGGACGGAUGAAAGUACGUCAACUUCUGGGUUGGACGCGCCCCACCGACAUGGCUAUGAGCAGCUACCAUCACAGCAAGCGACCUGGAGUAUCCAGCAGCUCCAGCAAUAACAGGGAGCACGAAUAUGACCUCCCAUUUGAAGCGAUGAAGCUACACACACCUGAGUCUGGUACUUCUCGGGUUAAAAACAACAACUCGAAGGAGGUCAAUGCCUCAAAUUCAAAGCGAGGUCCAGAGACGCCAGAGGAACCUGAAGAUAAGGUCUCUCCUACUACGACAAUCUCACCUCAUAGUAGUCACGGUCAUGCAGAGAAGGAGAAACCUCGCGCUAUUCCAUGUAGUAGUGAAGACAGCAGUAACAGCAGCACAGCUUCGUCAUCAUCGGGUGCUGCCGUGCCGACAGUGAACGCAUCCGUUAAUAUCCCACCACCGACAGCUUCUCCACCUCCAAAGGUGACGUUCCGUAAGGGCGAGAAGAGCUUUCUCGACUUCCACCAACACUAUGCUAUCACGAGACACUUAGGAGAAGGUUCAUACUCGACGGUGAAGCAGGUGACGCAUCGAAAGAAAGGAGGCUUCUACGCCUGCAAGAUCGUGGACAAACUGAGUCUCUCGGAUGUGGAUCGCGCGGCUCUUUCGCACGAAGUGCGGGUAUUGUCGAGUGUCAGCCACGUCAACAUUAUGCGCUUGUAUGAAGUCAUCGAAGACGACGCCAAGUGCUAUUUAGUCACCGAAUUGGCUGAAGGAGGGGAUCUAUUCGACCGCAUCGUCAAGCAAGGCAAAUUCCCAGAGCAUGAGGCACAGAAGGUAGCAGCAGCGUUAGUGGAGGCACUGCACUACUGUCACACACACAGCAUUAUCCAUCGAGAUGUGAAGCCCGAGAACGUGCUGCUAUCUGGAGAUGACGUCAAGCUGUGCGACUUUGGCUUUGCUAGGCAACUCAAUCAUCAACAAGAUCAGGCUUCAGACUCGUGUGGAACACCGGGUUACGCAGCUCCGGAGAUCUUAGACGGACGUUCGUAUGGUCUUGAAGUGGACGUGUUUUCACUGGGUGUCGUAACGUACAUUAUGCUGUGCGGAUACCCUCCGUUCCCGAUGAAACUCGCUCAGUUGCGUACACAUCGCUUCAAUGUGCGCUAUCCGUCCAAGGACUGGGCUGCCAUUCACCCUGACGUCAAGACUUUGAUCUCCAAGAUGUUACACGUAGAUCCGAAGGAGAGACCGACGAUGGCAGUUCUUCGAACGCAUCCGUGGAUCCAAUCGGGUAGAGUUACGCUGGAGCGUCUACGUCGGGAAAACGAGGAACGUCGACGUCUUGCGGACCUAACGCGACGUCAGCAAGCAGCUUCAGCGAUCCGUAAGAAGCUGGUUAUGGGCGGUUUUGAGGCCGUUAAAUACGGUCGCAACGGCCUACCACAUCGCACUAAACUGCGUCUGUCGACUGACGGUAAAGUCCUGAGCUGGCAACCAAAACUGCUGAAGCGAGGUUUGUUGCGUUACCAGAACGCACGCAGCUUCACUAGCCUAUUCGGUAUUGGCGGCAAGGAGGACAACAGCCAGCCAGAUCUGCAUACUCCUCAGUCAGAGCCCAAGCGACAACCGACUGGCGGUACGCCUAACAACGAGCACGAUGAGUCUGAGCACAGUGCUAACGCUGCUUGCGUUUCGUCUCCCCAUUCCCCUGACAGCUCGACCAGCAGCACUUCGGACGCGAUUAACGAGAAGCGUCUGUGGUGGCGUUCGCUACGUCGGGAGCGUGGUGCGAAGACUGAACGCACGGCCAGCGGCGGAUUCACACUCAACCUUUCCGCUCGACAGACCGGCAGCACCCCGACAUCUCCAAUAACGCCUCCAGCAGCAAAAGUGCUUCGAAUGCGAAAUCCUAGCUCAACCGUUGAGCAGCCUUUGACCCCUUCCGCGCUGUCUCCGGAUCGUCUGGAUGACUCCAUUAAACUACACGACAUCCGUCAACUCCUUGCCGGUGACGACGCGCCGUUUUUCGCUGGCCACGCCAUGAACCUGCCCAAUUCCUCCAAACGAGCGGUGGAUCCUGCUUGUGUUUUGUCUGUAUGCACUCGAUUCCGUGAACUUCAUCUCGAAUUUCCCAACGAAGGUGUUCGUGAUGGAUUCAUGUAUUUACUACAGCAAGCCACGCUGCCAUUGCAGCAGUGUGCACCAGUUCAGCCUACGCGUGUGACGAAAGCACUGUCAGUGCCACCACCAGCACCAGCUAACCUAUCCGACAAAAAACAAGAUACUUUUGUGACCACAGCACCACCUGAUGAAGAGUUGAAGAUGCAACCUGAUGAUCGUGAACAUACCAAUGGACCUGAAGUCGAUGAUAAUGUGGCGACGGCAGCGAAGCAAGCGAAAGCUGGGAACUCCAACCAGGACGAUUGAAUUUUCCAUAAUUAUUAUUCGCGUACAAAUUCCGACAAUCUAAUGAAAAAGCUUAAUUCUCAC
This is a messenger RNA of Phytophthora nicotianae INRA-310, 2586 nucleotides long. RefSeq names its product CAMK/CAMK1 protein kinase. The transcript is spliced from 3 exons. Gene Ontology annotation, biological process: protein phosphorylation. The coding region runs from base 130 to 2523 and encodes 797 amino acids. Lineage: Eukaryota; Oomycota; Peronosporomycetes; Peronosporales; Peronosporaceae. Gene Ontology annotation, molecular function: ATP binding; protein kinase activity. The record is from RefSeq and is a predicted model, not a curated record.